GAAGGCAAAUAAAUUUCAAUUCAAAUUCAAAUAAUGAAUGGACAAUAGAGAAAUAGAAGUAUAUUAGUGUGAUAUAUUUAAAGAGAAGAACUAAUUAGAAAUAAACAAUGAUUCUAUUUAUAUUAAUUGUUGUAAUUAGUAAAGGAUUGGAGACUGAACAAUACAAUGAACAAGGAAAUAAAGAUGAUAAUAAACAUGAAGAUAACAUGGUUGAUUCAACAAGAACUACACAACAUAAACAUGAGAAUAAAUAUAACGAUGAUGAAAAUACACAACAUCAAACAUAUAAUCGGUUGACUAAUACCAUUCAGUAUAUUCAUAAUAAUAUACAUUUGAUAGCUGAAACAACAACAUCAUCACAAGGAGCAAAAGAGGGUGUAACUUCAGGAAAUACAGCAACAGUAUCACAAGGAAGUGCAGCAACAGUGUCAUCACAAGGAGAUAAAAGUCUAUCACAACCAGUAGAAGGAAACUCAUCACCAGUAACACCAAACCCAGUAUCACAAACUUCACAAACACCAGAAGCAGAUUCACAACCUUCAUCACCAACUCCACCAACUUCUCCCUCAUCACCACAAACUUCAUCAACUCCAACAACAAACCAACCAUCACAACCACAGACUAACUCUGCCUCUUCAACUUCAACUCCACAAUCACAAGAUAAGCAAGAUACAAUACCUAAUGAACAACACCCAAAACCAGAAGAACAACCACAAAAACCAUCAUCACAAUCACAACAAAAUCAUCCACAACAAAAUGAAAAACAAGAUAACAAAAAUACAACUACUUCUGAUAAUUCACAUGAUAAAACUAAUAACAGUUCUGAUGAUAUUUCUGAUAAUCACAAUAACCUUGAUGGGACAUCACCUGUGUUUAUGUUGUUGGCUUUUGUUAUUCAGUUGAUAUUCUUCUAAUUAUUGUGUUUCUCUCUUUUUCUUUUCUUUUCGUAUUCUUCUUUAUCUUUUAUUCAUAUGUCUAUAAAAUAUUUCCUAUAUUUCAUUCAUGUUUAAUGUUAUUACAAAAUUGAAUUAAUUCAUAUACAUUUGAGAUUAAUGAAUAACCAAUAUUAUCAAAAAUGACACGAUAAAAGAAUAAACAUUGAUAUUAAAAGAAAAUAAAAGAAAAUAAAUUAAUAAAUUCAUAAGAAAUAGAAAAUGUCAUGAAUAUAUUAUGAAUGAAUAAAUAAUAAUGAAAACACAACAUUUUAACACAAAUAUUAUCAUACAAAUUGUUAGAAUGGUUAUUAAUUAAAUGAAUAAUAACAUUUAUAAUCAUAUUUAUAUUAAUUAUAUGUUGAUUUAUCAUUAUUGAAAUAAUGAAACAACAAAUUAAAAAUGAAUAUAAAUAAUUAUGAAAUAAUUACAAUAUAAACUAUUGGAUGAAUUAAAUAUUUGAUUAAUCAUAUGUAAAUAUAUAAAAUACGAAUAAAAUAAGUGAAGUAUAAAGAGAAUAAUUGAUAUUAAUAUCAUUUAUAUGAUUCAUUUAUAACAAUUUAUUUUUAAUUUAUUAUUAUUUCUUCUUUAUUUAUUUAUUGUUGUUCUUCUAUGAAUUUUUAUUUUCUUUUCUUCUUUAUUUUUUUUCUUAUUCAUCUCUAUUUAUUCUCUAUUUAAUAUCACAUUAACUCUUAUUCUUCUUUUUAUAUUCUUCCAUUUAUUAUCACUUAGUAUUAAUCUUGUCUACUUUUAUUUUCUUC
This is a messenger RNA of Entamoeba histolytica HM-1:IMSS, 1693 nucleotides long. RefSeq lists its product as uncharacterized. The coding region runs from base 108 to 914 and encodes 268 amino acids. The record is from RefSeq and is a predicted model, not a curated record. NCBI's taxonomy places the organism in Eukaryota, Evosea, Mastigamoebida, Endamoebidae. The transcript has a single exon.